ACAACACAGGAGUGCGCAUGUGCGCGCACACAAACACUACACACGCAGAACUGAAUGGACAGUGUGUGUGUGUGUGAGAGAGAGAGAGUAUAUGGAGUGGAGGAAGGCUGGAUGCUUCAGCUCUCUAAAGGACGCUAUGUUUUAUUUAUUUAAUUCUUACUUCUUUAUUAUAAGCAAGACAGUGUGAUAUUAUUAUUAUUAUUAUUAUUAUGAUGGCCAAGCUGCCUGGGAAUGAAGAUGGAGACACCGACGUGGACUCUGGGGAUGGAGAAGACCUGUGUCUGGAAGAGAUUUUAAGCCUCUAUGCUCAGCCCAUAAAUGAAGAACAAGCUUGGGCAGUUUGUUACCAGUGCUGCCAGUUUUUCAGCCAGUUUAAACGCAGGAGGCGGAAUUCCCAUUCCCAUUCCCAAUCCCAAUCCCGUUCAGAUGUUUACAGAAAGAUUGAAGGACCAGGCGAUGUGCGGAUCUGUAAAGAUGGGACUAUUAAAGUGCACCACAGGAACAUCUCAGAUAAAUACACACCGCAUAAUUCCUCCACAGAGGUGAUCGAGUCUCUGGGCAUUAUGAUUUACAAAGCGCUGGACUAUGGGUUGAAGGAGAACGAAGAACGGGAGCUCAGUCCUCCCCUCGAGCAGCUAAUUGACCUAAUGACCAACAUGGCCAACAUGGAGGUAGACGCCUGCCCUGACGAAGGGUACGAAGCCAACGAGGAGGACGAGGGAGAGGAAGAACAGACGGAGGUCUCGAGCAUCCGAGGCUACCGAGACAUCAUGACGCUCUGCACAUCCCACCUUCCGAGUUCAUCAGACGCUCCUAACCACUACCAGGCCGUGUGCCGAGCGCUGUACGCCGAGACCAAGGAACUCCGGACCUUCCUGGAAAAGAUCAAGAAUGCCAAAGAGAAUUUGCGGCGUAUGGAGGUAGGAACUCCCGAGGAACCUGUCCGAGACCUGAACGAGCUACAGAAUGACGAUUGGGCUCGGUUCUGGGUGCAAGUGAUGAGGGACCUGAGAAACGGUGUGAAGCUGAAGAAAGUGCAAGAGCGACAGUACGACCCUCUGCCCAUCGAGUACCAACUCACUCCCUACGAAAUGCUCAUGGACGACAUCCGCUCGAAGCGCUACAAGCUCCGCAAAGUCAUGGUGAAUGGGGACAUUCCUCCAAGGUUAAAGAAGAGUGCUCAUGAGGUCAUACUGGAGUUUAUCCGUUCCAGACCUCCCCUGAAUCCGGUCUCGGCACGUAAGCUGAAGCCUCAUCCUCCAAGACCUCCGAGCCUCCAUGAGCGAAUCCUGGAGGAGAUCAAAGCCGAGAGGAAGCUGAGGCCCGUUUCUCCCGACAUGAUCCGUAGGAGCCGGCUCGGCGCAGGCAAAAGCAUCAGCACUCCCCAGGACUUGUUCCGAUGCUCAGACACGCCGGGUACACCCAGGAAGAAGAUCGCGGUCAGCACACUGGCGUUGGCCGAUGACGCACCACCUUCUCCGAACCCUGCGGACGGAGCACAGCCAUCGUCAAAGAUGAAGAAAUUGCUCAAAGCGCCGACACUGGCCGAGCUCGAAAGUUCUGACUCUGAAGAUGAAACGAGCACACGUACAUCAAUCAGCAGCUCCAGCAUAUCCACUGCUGUGGUGGACGACACGUCUCCAGGUUCCGUCAUGGGCAAAAAGACCCCUCCCCGGUUCCUCCCCAUAUCGUCCACCCUUCAGUCUGACCGCCACGUGGCUCCUCAGCGGAGGCACUCCAUUGAGAAAGAGGCCCCAACCGGCGUUCGUCCACUCAUGCGUCCUUCUCGCCUGAGCUCCAGAUCUCUGGAGGAAUUUUGCUACCCUGUGGAGUGUCUGACUCUGACUGUCGAGGAAGUGAUGCACAUCAGACAGGUUCUGGUCAAAGCCGAGCUUGAAAAGUUUCAGCAGUACAGAGAUGUCUACAAUUCCCUGAAAAAAGGAAAGCUUUGCUUUUCUUGUCGGACAAAGAAGUUCUCCUUUUUCACCUGGUCCUACACCUGUCAGUUCUGUAAGAGACCUGUGUGUUCACAGUGUUGUAAGAAGAUGAAGCUGCCCUCCAAGCCUUAUUCCCACCUGCCCAUUUACGCUUUUGGAGCCGCUACCAUGCCUAAGAUGGAAGCUGGAGUCACAGCCCAAGUGGACAAGCCGUCAUCCAACCAGUACAACAGCCUAAAACCCUCUACAUCCAGACCAUCCAAGCAUGGGGAGUACACCACCUCUCGAGAUGAAGUGGAGUUUCCAAAGGAGAUGACGGAGGGCUGGAGCACCAUGGAGGUGUGCGUGGACUGCAAGAAGUUCAUCAACGACAUCAUCUGCUCCAGCAGACGCAGCUUAUCCACGGCUAGCACACGAUCCCGUAUGAAGCGUAAAACUCAGUCCUUGUACAUGUCUCCCUCCAGAUCCCGCGAUUUUCGUCCCUCAGAACGGACCAUCAAGGAAGUGUAGGAGGAAGCUCUGACUCUGGUGCGGCCACGUUAGCCGCCAAUACUUUACAAAAUGGUGGAGACUUUGUGGCCUGGCACAGUCAUUUAUUCAUCCCGUUUAGUCUUGGAGAAUGACUCGCUCUGUUCUAUAUGACCGAUGUUAAGGUGUGUCUUAUGUACGACGAUGGUCAAAAUAAUAUCUCGGUAAUAUCUGUAUUUUAUCUUCCGUGCAAAACGUGACUGGAAGAAUGAGCUCCUGUCCUUUCCUGCUGUCCUGUAUGUCAUCCUAUGGCUCUAGGGAUCAUUUUCCUUUCCUUGUGACUGAACGUCUUGACAAAGUGUUAGCAUUUCUAAUGGUUUGGCCCGGCUAUCCAGUUCGUCCUGUCCGUUUAGUCCAAUUUCAUCACGGAGAAUGUCUUCCACAUCCAGAAUGAAGACUAGAUAGUGUGAUGGCUACCGUAUUACCAAAUCAAAAGGAAUCUUAUCAAGAGUUUUAUACUUCCUGAGUUUUGUUUUCCAGAGGUGGCUGAAAGAAUGAAUUUCUGUCCUCCUUUAACCACACCAGCCCAGUCCCCCUGUCUCAGGGAAAGAAAAAAAAAAAAAAAAAGGAAAAUGUGAAGUUAAACUAUGGAAAUAUAGUUUACCAAAGGCUUCAUAGCCCCUUUUUACCAGCUGUUUUCGUAUUCCAGAUGUGCAUAUAACACUGGGAGAAAAGGUGACCUGAAUGAGACCUGAAUGUAUAUUUUUAUUCGAAAGAGAACCAUACAGUUGUAUGUAAAUAGUAUGCUGAAGGAUCAGCCCGGACAUGUAAAUAAUGUUUAUUUCCCUGACUCAGGAAUAAAUGAAGAAGACAGACCGGCAGAGAGACCGGGGACUCGGCAGUCUGCCCUCCUUUGCCCAUUUACUGACCAAAUGCAUUUCUCCUCAUUUGGUGUUUUGUUUAAACUGCUGCUUUGUUAGUCAGAUGGUUUGAUAACUGCAAAAAAAAAAAAAAACUUUCAGGAUAUAGAUAUUUUUACUUUGGUUUGAUUAUGGUGUUUAAGGCUAGUUUAAAGAAAAAAAGUAAGCAAAUUCAUUUCCCAACCUCAGCUUCUUAACAUUGUCUAGGGAUUUGGAUGAGGCUUCUUAAAGAAAAGCUCGCUCGUGCCAAAAUAACACUCUACAAUCCGAACUUUGUGUUUUGGACCUGCUGUACAUAGUUGAUAUCAUAUGUUGAAGUUGCGAUCAGGCAGUAGGAGUUGCAUUUAGCAACCUGAUCUAUCUAAUAUCUAAUAUAUUAUCUUGUAACCUCUUAUGUUGAUAGUUUUAAAAUAUUAUAAUUAAUUAUUUUCAUGGUCAAAUAAUUUUGCCAUGUUUUCACAGGAUGCACUUUGAAAUGACAGCAAAUGCUGGGUUUGUUCUAUUCAUGUUUUGUUUUUUGGUUUGUUUUUUAAGACCUUUCCAGCGCCACGUUACUUUCCUUCACUCUUUCAGUCACUCGGCUUGGUGUGAAGCUGUUCGGUCAAGCGUGAUCAGCUUGAACAGUGGGCCUUUAGGUAUUUUCCUUUCCCUUUCAUCUCUUGAAUGUGCAUACAGAAGAAAACCGCACCAGUCACAUGUUCUGAUGGCUGAAUGCUGUGCAGACGUUCCAGACUGUCGGUUCACUCACUGUAUUGCCUCUCUGUUAAAAGAUGAAAAAUGCGCAUGUAAAAGUUAUGGUUAUGAAUUUUUAAAAAAAAUGUGAUUCAAUUGAUAAUAAACACAUUUGAUGUAGCAA
Messenger RNA from Neoarius graeffei (lesser salmon catfish), 4181 nucleotides. It is a transcript of the gene spire1a, whose product is annotated as spire-type actin nucleation factor 1a. Bases 210 to 2447 code for a protein of 745 amino acids. The record is from RefSeq and is a predicted model, not a curated record. Gene Ontology annotation, biological process: actin filament network formation; polar body extrusion after meiotic divisions; intracellular transport. The transcript is spliced from 17 exons. Gene Ontology annotation, cellular component: cell cortex; cytoplasmic vesicle membrane. Gene Ontology annotation, molecular function: actin binding. NCBI's taxonomy places the organism in Eukaryota, Metazoa, Chordata, Actinopteri, Siluriformes, Ariidae.